AUGGAACAGACAACCACUUGUAUUCUUUUUCUUGCAUUUGUUCUUCUUGUCUUCCCUUCAUACGGGGUAGCUGUUCCAUUGACUUACAGUACGUACAAUGUUCUUAAUUAUGGAGCCAAACCGGAUGGACAUUUGGACUCAACCAAAGCCAUGGUUGCUGCAUGGACUUUGGCCUGCGGCUCGAUCAAACCAGCAACCAUUUACGUCCCGCCGGGGAGGUUUUUGCUGCGCAACGCCAUUUUCCGUGGACGGUGCAAGAAUAAUGCUAUUGUAUUUCGUAUAGACGGUACAUUCGUCGCUCCGUCGGAUUAUAACCUUCUCGGAAGUACCGGAAACUGGCUUCUCUUUGAGCAUGUAAAAGGGGUUUCGGUUUAUGGCGGGAUACUUGAUGGUCAAGGCACUGGCUUGUGGGCUUGCAAGAGAUCAGGCAAGGGGUGUCCCAGUGGAGCCACGUCGUUAGUAUUCAGCAAUUCAAUGAACAUUGUAAUAAGAGGAUUAACAUCGGUAAACAGCCAAUUGUACCAUAUUGUCAUCAAUGGUUGCAACAACGUAAAAGUGGACAGUUUACGAGUGUCUGCCUCCGGCAACAGCCCAAACACCGACGGCAUUCACGUGCAAGCCUCGAGCGAUGUCAUCAUUCUCAACUCCAGAAUCGGAACGGGCGAUGAUUGUGUCUCGGUUGGCCCCGGCACCAACAAUCUAUGGAUCGAGAACGUCGCAUGUGGGCCUGGCCAUGGGAUAAGCAUUGGGAGUCUUGGGAAGGAAGCCGAAGAACCCGGUGUUCGAAAUGUGACAGUUAAAACCGCUACAUUUACCGGUACUCAAAACGGUGUGAGAAUAAAGUCAUGGGGGAGACCUAGCUCCGGUUUCGCUAGGAACAUACUUUUUCAGCACGCAAUCAUGACGGACGUCGAAAAUCCGAUAGUCAUCGAUCAACACUACUGCCCCGACGAAAAGAAUUGCCCCGGCCAGGUUUCGGGUGUUAAAAUCAGCGAUGUUACGUACCAAGACAUCCACGGAACAUCCGCGACGGAAGUAGCAGUGAAGUUUGAUUGUAGCCCAACCUAUCCUUGCACUGAUAUAAAGCUGGAGGACGUGAAGCUCACUUACAGGAACAAACCGGCUGAAGCAUCAUGUAGUUAUGCUGAUGGAACUGCUUCUGGUUUUAUUCAACCUUCAAGCUGCUUGUAG
Molecule: messenger RNA, 1191 nt
Organism: Hibiscus syriacus
Lineage: Eukaryota; Viridiplantae; Streptophyta; Magnoliopsida; Malvales; Malvaceae
Product: polygalacturonase-like
Exons: 4
Coding region: 1-1191 (396 amino acids)
Biological process (GO): carbohydrate metabolic process
Molecular function (GO): polygalacturonase activity
Source: RefSeq, a predicted model, not a curated record